This is a messenger RNA of Sphaeramia orbicularis (orbiculate cardinalfish), 2646 nucleotides long. RefSeq names its product electron transfer flavoprotein dehydrogenase (gene etfdh). Gene Ontology annotation, molecular function: electron-transferring-flavoprotein dehydrogenase activity; iron-sulfur cluster binding. Bases 190 to 2058 code for a protein of 622 amino acids. Gene Ontology annotation, cellular component: mitochondrial inner membrane. The record is from RefSeq and is a predicted model, not a curated record. The transcript is spliced from 13 exons. Gene Ontology annotation, biological process: electron transport chain. NCBI's taxonomy places the organism in Eukaryota, Metazoa, Chordata, Actinopteri, Kurtiformes, Apogonidae.
CAACUUUUUGAUGCUGUCUACUGCCGGUGUUAUGAGACGGGUUUUGUAAGGUGCUAUUUGGGUUUGUUGUUUGCAGAGCGGGAGGUUACACAAGCUUAGGCUGGCGACGAACUGACGACACUGCAGCAAACUUCACUUUGGCCGAUUCUGACAGAAAUUCGCUAGUGAUCUUUCACUAGCAGAUCCAUAAUGCUUCCAGCUAGCAGAUAUUCCACUAAGGCCCACAGGUGUCUCAGGGCACUGAAAACGGCCCAGACAGAGCAUGUGUCCCCUCAGCUGUACACAACACUACACAGACGGGCUUGUUCCUCAGUGUCAACUCCCCGCAUUACAACACACUACACCAUCCAUCCCCGAGAGAAAGAUCCACGAUGGGAAGGGAUCGAAAUGGAAAGGUUUGCUGAUGAGGCUGAUGUGGUCAUAGUAGGUGGAGGACCUGCUGGUCUUUCAGCAGCCAUUCGCCUAAAGCAGCUUGCCAACGAACAGGAGAAGGAGUUGCGAGUGUGCCUGGUUGAAAAAGCCUCUCAGAUUGGAGCCCAUACGCUGUCAGGAGCCUGUUUGGAGCCCAGCUCCCUCAAUGAACUCAUCCCUGAUUGGAAGGAGCGAGGGGCACCUCUGAACACUCCAGUGACUGAGGAUGUUUUCAGCAUUUUAACAGAAAAAUACAGAAUUCCUGUCCCCAUAUUGCCAGGUCUGCCCAUGGUAAACCAUGGUAACUAUAUUGUGAGGCUCGGGAACUUUGUACGCUGGCUGGGGGAGCAGGCGGAGGAGCUUGGGGUGGAACUGUAUCCAGGUUAUGCUGCUUCUGAAGUUUUGUUUCAUGAAGAUGGAAGUGUGAAAGGAGUUGCUACUAAUGACGUGGGCAUCGCCAAGGACGGCUCGCCCAAGGAUGUUUUUGAAAGGGGAAUGGAGCUUCAUGCCAAAGUCACCAUAUUUGGAGAGGGCUGUCAUGGCCAUUUGGCCAAGCAGCUUUACAAACAUUUCAACUUGCGGGAGAACUGUGAACCCCAGACCUAUGCCAUUGGCCUGAAGGAGGUGUGGAUGAUCGAUGAGAAGAAGUGGCGUCCCGGUCGAGUGGAGCAUUCUGUUGGCUGGCCGCUGAACAGGAACACAUACGGAGGCUCUUUCCUGUAUCACCUGAAUGAGGGCGAGCCAUUGGUGGCCCUGGGUUUAGUGGUUGGUCUCGACUACACCAACCCUUAUCUGAGCCCGUUCAGAGAGUUUCAGCGUUGGAAGCACCAUCCCUUUGUAGCUCCCACCCUGGAGGGAGGCCACCGGAUCGCAUACGGAGCCAGAGCCCUGAAUGAAGGAGGAUUACAGUCCAUCCCAAAGCUGACAUUCCCUGGGGGGCUACUGAUUGGCUGCAGCCCCGGUUUCAUGAAUGUCCCUAAGAUCAAAGGGACUCACACGGCCAUGAAGAGCGGCAUGUUGGCCGCCGAGACCAUCUUCGCCAAGGUCACUGCAGAGGACGUGGAAUCAGAAACAGCAGGGCUUCAUGUACCUGAAUAUGCCGAGGCGUUGAAGAGUUCAUGGGUGUGGAAAGAGCUGCACGCUGUGAGAAACAUCCGGCCAUCCUUCCACAAUUACUUUGGCUUGUACGGAGGAAUGAUCUACACCGGCAUUUUCUACUGGAUCUUCAGAGGAAAGGAGCCAUGGACGCUUAAACACUGUGGCCUUGACGCACACCAGCUGAAACCGGCUAAAGAUUGUACACCUAUCGAGUAUCCCAAGCCUGACGGGAAGAUAAGCUUUGACCUGCUCUCCUCUGUGGCCCUGAGCGGCACCAACCACGAGGGGGACCAGCCCCCACAUCUGACCCUCAAAGAUGACAGUGUCCCUGUCAACAGGAACCUGGCUGUGUUCGAUGGCCCCGAACAACGCUUCUGCCCUGCAGGCGUGUACGAGUAUGUUCCUCUGGAAAGUGGGGAUGGGAUGCGGUUACAGAUCAACGCUCAGAACUGUGUCCACUGUAAGACGUGCGAUAUCAAGGACCCGAGCCAGAAUAUCAACUGGGUCGUACCCGAGGGCGGCGGCGGACCAGCGUACAAUGGAAUGUAAAUGUCUGACUUUGGUUUUUUUAUUGUAAAAAGAUGAAUUCAGGGUUUAAAAUGUCUGCCGGCGAGUGGCAGUGUGCCUAAAUGCGGAACUGAAAAUAACUUGUGGAGUGUAUGAAAAACAUUUAAUCUGCUUAAAGUUAAGUUUUCAGAAAUAAGCCAAUGCACGCAUAAUCUUGGACCAUGUACGAGUUGAGAUUAAGCAGGAGGCGGUACUUCCUGUUCAGUAGUUUUUACAUUACUGCCUUAUUGUCCACGGGCAUUCGACACAGAUUUUAUUACUUGACAAACUGUAAUAGUUAAUAUAUGUCUUUCAAAAAUCUGUAACUGAACAAAGAAAACAAGCUGAUGUUACGUCAAAGUUCGUUUCAUGUGUGUUUAUUGCAGGUAAACAUUUUUCAUCUGCACAGUUUUGUACAUAAUGUCAUUAGAGGGUAACUUUUUUUAACAUGGUAUAUUUCUAAUAAAUGUGGCUCUACCUCUGUAAAGGUUGCGACUUCACGUAAAACAUCUGGCCAAUAUGCACAUCUCUGGUCUCAACCUUAAGAGCCAUAAAAGCUACAUUUAACGGAAAUACUCUGUUAAAAAAAAA